AUGGCGACGUACGCCGCCAAUCCAACCGACAAGAACAACAACCUCCGUAGCGCGAUCUUCAACACGAUGAACACGGACGACACGCCAGGCUCCACCACCACGACAACGGCACCAUCCAGACUGCGCACUGUGAACAUCGGCAUGGGCUGCCCGGAAUUCCAGACAGCCUUUGACAGCGCCACGCCUGGAAGCCCCACUCCAUUCCGGUCUUUCACGCUGACCAAAGGUACCGGGUAUGCGUACGUGGCGCUGCACUUCAGCAAACUCUGGAUGCCGCGUGGUGUCUCUGUGGUGCUGCGCGCAGUGGAAGGCUUCGACUCGCCGGAUCGCACGCUUAACCUGUCCGCGAACUACCCGGGCGGUCAGAUGUACGACAACGUCCUCGCUCAGCCUCUGCUCUCGAAGGAGUUCCGUCUUGAAUUCUACCGCAACCAGGGCAGCCCCAACACCACUGAGGUUGAUGCUGACCUCAUCGCCGACACCUUCAGCGUGACUGACAGCGACGUGACGUGCUUUGGCUUCGUGGUCGACUCGUACUACUACGUGCUCAUGGACAACGACAACCCCAUCGUGGCCACCGACGAGUCCAUUUGCGCCGUUGACAACACCAAGGAGGCCAUUUGCUACUACGACGACAACACCACGCGCACUGCGUUCUUGGCUGCUCGGUCCGUGGCUCGACUGCUCAUUCCGAAGGGCCCGGGGGCUUCAGCAGGCUGCACGGCUUGGCUGCUAGGCAACCAGGGACACAUCAUGACCAACUACCACUGCGUGUCCACGGACGACGAGGCGAGUGGCACAACGGUGGAGUUCAUGGCCGAAGCCAGCGUCUGCAGCGACAGUAUGUCGUGUGCGUCAUGGGGGGCUUGCCCUGGUGAUACCGUCUCGGUGAGUGUUAACCUCGUCCACGCGGAUGAAGAGCUCGACUACGCGCUGCUGAAGCUGCCGUCCGAUGGACCUCAAACGGCUCAAAAGUACGGCUAUCUGCGCUUGAAGACGCGCGACGGAGUGGUGGGUGAGCAGGUGUAUAUUCCUCAGCACCCGCUGUAUGAGGGCAAGCGGAUCGCGAUGGUCGACGACUACACCAACAACGUCGCAUUGCUCAGUCUCAGUGCUAGCUCGUGCGGCACCGUGGGCUACUCGUACAGUGGUGACACCCAGAGCGGCUCUUCUGGAUCGCCAGUCAUUUCCUUCGCGGAUCACGGCGUCAUCGCGCUACACCACUGCGGUGAAAUGUGCGCGAACACGGGAAUUCCGGCGAAGAGCAUCAUCGACGACUUGAGGGCGAACGGUAUCAAUGUGGCGGAGUUUGACGGCGUUGACGAUGGAUCAAACCCGGCAGCCAACGCUGAGAGAUUCCCGUCGUACACCCCGCCGGCCCCUGAAGCUGCGCUGCCGCUAACGUCACGCCUGACAAUUGAUGGCGCUAUCAUCCUCGCUUCGAGCUACGUCAGCAUCGACUCCGUCAAGUUCACACUGAGCAGUGACACGGACGCCUCGUUCGACGUGCUCUCGGUUGAGAUUGCGGACAACGACACCUUCUACGACUUGAACGGGGACUGCCGCGCGUCCUACCUCGACUCGAUGAUUUACCUCUUCGCUGACGGAGACACGGACCCAGUGUUCACCGUCGACGACAGCCAGGUGGACAACGGGAACGACGACGGCUCCGUGAGCUACCGUGACCCGUUCAAGGAAACUUUCCUCAAGAAAGGAUCGUACACUCUCGUCAUCGCGCCGACUGGUGCUAGUGGGGACGACGCGCUUGCCGGCAAGACCAAGGCCGACUAUCCUCCAGAACUCUACACGUGCCGCACCCGCAGCUCGUACGGCUCCUACCGCCUCGUGAUCUCCAGCACUGUCGGCGACAACCCCUUCACCUUCACCAGCCUGCCUCCGACGGUAGCUAUCAACCCAGCGCUGUGCCACAAGAGUCCUGAAGCUAUCUGCCCCAGCUGA
This is a messenger RNA of Phytophthora sojae, 1959 nucleotides long. RefSeq lists its product as hypothetical. The transcript is spliced from 2 exons. The record is from RefSeq and is a predicted model, not a curated record. The coding region runs from base 1 to 1959 and encodes 652 amino acids. NCBI's taxonomy places the organism in Eukaryota, Oomycota, Peronosporomycetes, Peronosporales, Peronosporaceae.